Messenger RNA from Drosophila willistoni, 1011 nucleotides. It is a transcript of the gene ARY, whose product is annotated as aldo-keto reductase family 1 member A1-A. Gene Ontology annotation, molecular function: aldose reductase (NADPH) activity. Gene Ontology annotation, cellular component: cytosol. The record is from RefSeq and is a predicted model, not a curated record. NCBI's taxonomy places the organism in Eukaryota, Metazoa, Arthropoda, Insecta, Diptera, Drosophilidae. Bases 1 to 891 code for a protein of 296 amino acids. The transcript has 5 exons.
AUGACAAAUAGCAGCAAUCUGAAUGGAUACCAAUGCCUUACAGCAAUUCAUAGCGCUGUGGAGAGUGGAUAUCGACAUUUUGAUACUGCAUUUAAUCACGAAAAUGAAAGGCAGAUUGGAGAAGCGUUACGUACUCAAAUUCAAAUGGGUAACGUCUCAAGAGAAAAUAUUUUUUUAACAACUAAAUUAUGGAACAUUCAUCACGAUCCCCGAGAUGUACGCCGUAUAUGCGAGCACCAAUUGAACUUGUUGGGUUUCGAAUACAUCGAUCUUUAUCUCAUGCAAUUUCCCGUAGGUUACAGGCAUAUGUGUGAUGAGAUUCUUACACCUAUAAAUGAUAUCAGUGUGUUAACCACCGAUGUUGACUAUGUAGAUACUUGGAGAGCCAUGGAAGAACUGGUCAAACUAGGCUUGGUUCGAAGCAUAGGCCUGUCAAAUUUUAAUAUGGAACAGAUUCAACGUAUUAUACAAUGUAGUUCAUCAAAGCCUGUAGUUAAUCAAAUUGAGAUCUGGCCAGGUUUUAUGCAGAAAGAUCUUGUUGACUAUUGCCGAUAUAAUGGCAUAGUUGUAACUGCGUUUGCUCCAUUAGGACAGCCGAACCGAGAAAAACACACACCAAUAUAUUUUUUUUCCGAAGGAAUGAAACGACUUGUAAAGAAAUAUAAAAGAUCGGCAGCACAAAUUGUAUUGCGGUAUUUGGUGGACUAUGGCGUGAUCCCCAUACCAAAAGCGGGAAAUCCUUUGCACAUUAAGGAGAACCUAAAAAUUUUUGAUUUUAAAUUGGAAGAAAUCGAUAUACGUGCAUUACGUGGUAUUAAAUCAAAGGAACGUCUUGUGCAGUAUGAAAAUAUUAAAAACCAUAAAUUUUAUCCAUUCGAGCGCGAGGAUUAGCAAGAAGGAAUCACCCACAGUCUUAACAAUAGUACUGUACAUAUUGUAUCUAAAUUUAGUUAAUAUCUCAAUAUAAAAUAAUAAUAAGUAAAGAAUAAAAAAAUAUACAUGUUAAAACAA